GCUUCGUUUAUAGCAACGCAUAACAUUGGCUCCGCACCGGCGAAAAAUUUCUCCUAUCGAUCGAUCCACGACAAGAAAGGGCAAACGCGCGAAGCUUCGACCUCGCGACUUUUUAUAGUUCCUGAUCGAGUAAUAUGCAAGGGAAAAAAUAGGGUUAGGAAUAUCGUCAAAAAGAAUAACAGUGAGGAUUUUUUCAACUGUCGUUGCGAAUAAGGUACAAAAGAAGGGAUUAAAAAUAUGCAUUCGUAAAAAAUGCGAUAUAUCCUAACGCACAAUGUCUCCUGAACCUACUCAAGAACCAAUAGAAGAAAAUUUAAAUGUACCUAAUUUGAUCAUUGAUACAAGGAUGGCAACAGAUUCUGACAGCGAAGAUGAAGACGUUGGAAUGGCAGGAUAUAUGCCAUUAUCCCAAUUACCUACUGAUAGCGAUCUUAUAUUAGAGGACGAUGAAGAUGACGAAUGGAUAUCUCAGACUGGAGAAACAAAUCAUGCAGUACCUGUAUCAUUAAACGAUUCACAGCAGACAUGCCUUAGCGAAACAAUAGAAGUAUGGUCAUCUCCAUCUAAUAGAUCUAAUAUAGAUAUGGAUGCAGAUAAAAUUAAUCAAGUAAAAUCAAUGAUGGCAACUUUCACAUUACCGUCCACAGCAAUUCCAGAAUGGGCAAAUACCAUUUCUGAAGAAGAAUGGAAAGAACAAUUAAUCGAUCGUAUAAAAGAGAUGCAAAAUAAAGAAAAAUGAGGCUAAAUAGUUUAAUAAUUUUUACAUAUUUUACAUAAAAUUAUAUUUAGAAGAUCAAAAUUCUACGACACAUUCAUUAUGAUAUAGUUAAUGAAAUUUAUUUUUUAAAAUACAAUAUUUCUUGUGUCAAAUAUAAGAAAAUUUACUUUUUAAUAUGUGCUAUAUUAUGAAUAAUGCAUGUUACGUGAAUAUAUCCAUAAUUUGUGAUGUAAUAAACUAUAUUUAAUUCUAA
Messenger RNA from Vespa velutina, 971 nucleotides. RefSeq names its product male-enhanced antigen 1. Bases 275 to 739 code for a protein of 154 amino acids. Lineage: Eukaryota; Metazoa; Arthropoda; Insecta; Hymenoptera; Vespidae. The record is from RefSeq and is a predicted model, not a curated record. The transcript has 4 exons. Gene Ontology annotation, biological process: spermatogenesis.